AUGGCCGAGAAGGUAGCUGAUGCACAGAUUGUUGAGCAUGUUGGCUCGAUCGACAAGACCAAGGAUGUCGUCGAGGUCAAAGAACUCAAGGGCAGCGAAGCCUACAACGAGGCUCUGCUCCAAGAAGCCGUGCCGCUCACGCACCCACGCACAUUGCAGCUGUUCGCAUGCCUGCUCAUCGGCUUCUUCUGUCAGACCAUGAACGGAUACGACACCAUGAUGUUUGGCGGUCUGCUCAACAACAAGGAGUACUUCCUCAAGCACUUCAACGGAGAAAACAAGGGUAUCUGGGCUGGUCUGAUCAGCUCCAUGUACCAGAUCGGCGGUGUAUCCGCUCUCCCCUUCGUCGGACCUGGCAUUGAUCAGUGGGGACGACGCUUCGGCAUGUUCAUCGGCAGCAUUCUCAUCAUCAUCGGCACGAUCAUCCAGGGCAUGACUUCGCACAACGCCUCCGAAGGGCUGAUGAUGGGUGGUCGGUUCGUGCUGGGCUUUGGCGUCACCAUUGCCGCUGCAGCCGGCCCCAUCUGGAUCGUCGAAACCGCCCAUCCCAAGUAUCGCGGUGUCAUCACCGGUCUCUGCAACACCACCUGGUUGGCCGGCUCCAUUCUGUCUUCUGGAGCUGUCCGCGGCGGUCUCAACAUCAAGGGCAACAACUCGUGGCUCAUCCCUGUCUGGUUGCAGGUUGUCUUUCCCGGCCUGAUCGCCCUGUUCUGCUUCUUCCUGCCCGAGUCGCCUCGAUGGCUCUAUGCCCACAACAAGCGCGAAAAGGCACACAACGUCUUGACCAAGUGGCAUGGCUAUGGCAACCCUGAAUCCGUCUGGGUCCGACUUCAGCUCAACGAGUACGAGGAGUUCAUCGAGAUGGACGGCUCUGACAAACGCUGGUGGGAUUACCGUGCUCUGUUCAACAAGAGAUCGAGCAUCUACCGAACUGCCGUGGCCUGUUGGUUCUCUGCCUUCACGCAGUGGGCCGGCAACAGUGUGCUCUCCUACUUCAUGGGCGCCGUCCUCGACACGGCCGGCAUCAACAGCUCCGUGGGCAAGGCCAACGUGCAGCUCGGCUACUCGGUCGAACAAUUCUGCUUUGCCGUUCUCGGUGCACACUUUGUCGAGAAGAUCGGCCGUCGCAAGAUGAUGCUCGCGGGCUUCUUCGGCACGUCUCUCGUGUGGAUCGGCAUGACCGCCGCGGCCGGCACUCUCGCCAACUCGCUGGUCUCGGGCAACGUCGGCGACGGCGACGCCGUCUUCAGCAACGAGAACGCCGGCAACGCCGUUUUGACCUUCAUCUUCCUCUUCGGCGCCGUGUACUCGUUCAACCUGACGCCCCUGCAGGCACUGUACCCGGUCGAGGUGUUCAGCUUCGAACUCCGCGCCAAGGGCAUGGCCUUCCAAUCCUUCUUCGUCAACGCCGCGGGCCUGCUCAACCAGUUCGCCUGGCCCAUCGCCAUCAAGAAGAUCGAAUGGAAAUGCUACAUCAUCUUUGUCGUCUGGUGUUUUAUCCAGGGCUGUCUGGCGUACCUCUUCUUCCCGGAGACGCGGAAGCGAACUCUCGAGGAACUCGACAAGAUCUUCGAGGCGCCCAACCCGGUCAAGUUCUCCGUGCAGACAAGGACCGUGGCCAUCACCGAGGACAACACGGUGGUUGCUGUCGACUCUGAGAAGGUGUAG
Messenger RNA from Cladophialophora carrionii CBS 160.54, 1668 nucleotides. RefSeq lists its product as uncharacterized. The record is from RefSeq and is a predicted model, not a curated record. Gene Ontology annotation, biological process: transmembrane transport; carbohydrate transport. Gene Ontology annotation, cellular component: membrane. The coding region runs from base 1 to 1668 and encodes 555 amino acids. Gene Ontology annotation, molecular function: carbohydrate:proton symporter activity. NCBI's taxonomy places the organism in Eukaryota, Fungi, Ascomycota, Eurotiomycetes, Chaetothyriales, Herpotrichiellaceae. The transcript is spliced from 5 exons.